AUGUUACGACCUAGCUCUACGGGGCCAUUGCCAGAGUCAUCCGCCUCUCAAGAUUCGGAGCCGCCGUAUCACAUCUUAUCCAAGAAGCAAAAAUGGAAUCUUGUCAUCCUCGUUUCCCUGGCGGGCUCCUUUUCACCUCUGUCUUCGAACAUCUACUUUCCAGCAAUUGGCUCCAUAUCCUCUGAUCUGGGAGUUGGUGCAUCCAUUGUUGCCCUGACCAUCACUGUCUAUAUGGUUGCCCAGGGUAUUGCUCCCUCGCUUUUCGGCGCAUUGUCGGAUACCAAGGGCCGCCGCCUCGCAUUCACGAUAAGCCUCGCCAUAUACACGGCUGCCAACCUAGCUCUUGCUUUCACCUCAAGCUACCCAAUGCUGAUGGCCCUGCGAGGCGUGCAGGCAGCAGGGUCUGCAGCGACUAUCAGCAUUAGUGCAGGUGUAAUAGCUGAUAUUGCCUGCCCACAAGAACGUGGUAGCUUUAUGGGGACGAACGCUGGUGUGCGCAUGACAGGCCAGGCGAUCGGACCAAUCAUUGGAGGCGUUCUAAAUAGUGCAUGGGGUUACAGAAGCAUAUUCUGGCUCCUGUUUACCUUGAGCAUAAUCGUCCUUGGUGCCCUCCUGAUCUUCCUGCCGGAGACACAGCGCAGCAUAGCGGGCAACGGUAGCGCCCCACUCUCAGGGUUUUACAAACCCUUUAUCUAUACACUCAAAGUCCCAAUGGUUGGGACCGAAAGCCAUGAAACGAGUCAUUCAAUGAACCAUCGUACACCAAUAUCCUUAAAAAAAGCAUGCAGUCCCUUAACCUACAUCUUUGAAAAGGACAUCGCAGCUCUCCUAGCCUGGGGCGCAGUGGCAUACACAGCAUGGAGCAUGGUGACCUCCUCCACCACAACGAUGCUGCUGCACGGCUUCCCCUUCCUAACCCAGUGGCAAAUUGGCCUAUGUUUCCUCCCAAAUGGCCUUGGCUGCAUCUGUGGCUCGCUCAGCACAGGCUGGCUCCUGGACAAAAGCUUCAGGAUUGUCGAGGCCCAAUACAAGGCAGAACGAGACAUUUCACCCGAAGACAAUAUUGACUCACGCGAUUUUCCCUAUGUGAAAGCUCGUUUACGCAUAAUGCCCUUCUUUAGCAUUGUUCUUGUGAUUUCCCUAGCGCUGUACGGGCCAAGCUUCGAGUUCAACGACUUGCGGCAUUAUUUCGGUCCCAAUCUAGCCGCCCCGCUCAUCCUACAGUUCCUGAUUUCAUUCACGGCGACUGCCAUCUUCAAUAUCAACUCGACAGUGCUGAUCGACUGCUUCCCCGACCGACCUGCCAGCGCGACGGCGCUCAACAACCUGUGCCGCUGUAUACUAGGCGCGGCUGGCGUCAGUGUCAUCCAGCCAUUGAUUGGUGCCGUAAAGGAGAUGGUAGCUUUCUUUAUAGUGACGAGUGUAGUGUUCCUGUUCACGCCACUCAUAUGGGUUGAAUGGAAGUUCGGGGAGAGGUGGAGGCGAGAGCGAGAGAAGAGGCUUACCCGGUGGAUUUGGCAAAGUUGA
Messenger RNA from Penicillium riverlandense, 1527 nucleotides. RefSeq lists its product as uncharacterized. Gene Ontology annotation, biological process: transmembrane transport. The transcript has 2 exons. Lineage: Eukaryota; Fungi; Ascomycota; Eurotiomycetes; Eurotiales; Aspergillaceae. The record is from RefSeq and is a predicted model, not a curated record. The coding region runs from base 1 to 1527 and encodes 508 amino acids. Gene Ontology annotation, molecular function: transmembrane transporter activity.